Messenger RNA from Meyerozyma guilliermondii ATCC 6260, 798 nucleotides. RefSeq lists its product as uncharacterized. NCBI's taxonomy places the organism in Eukaryota, Fungi, Ascomycota, Pichiomycetes, Serinales, Debaryomycetaceae. The record is from RefSeq and is a predicted model, not a curated record. The transcript has a single exon. The coding region runs from base 1 to 798 and encodes 265 amino acids.
AUGUUCAGCAACUACGAGCUCUUCCAGUCUUGGGACGUGGCUCUAUUCAAGAUUCCUCCAGGCCGUCCUAGUAUUUCCAACUGGAAUUUGGAUCCAGAAAAUAUUGUGUGGAAGGGCCGACUGUCGCUCUUAGAGCAGUACCAAGAUACCAGUGACGACGAAGACGAGAUAAAUGCAUUGCCAAAAGCACAGGGAACUCAGCAGAGGCUAAUAUGUAAAGUAGAGUUUUACAAUAUGGUGAAGAACGGCGACAACGAAGAAAGCAAAGAAAAUGAGGAUAACGAAGAUGUCGAAAAUAAUGGUGGUUCUAUUCUUUCAGAUAAACCAAUUACAAAUAAACCGAUUACUAAUGGACCGUCUGGUGAGUUCAACAAUAUUGUUUCUCAUUCUGAAGCUACCAAUGCAUUGACUCGUUCAUUCGGUCACCAUUCGCAUGUUCAGACUCAUCCACAGCUUUGGGCCGAGGUGUGGUUUGUCCCUCAAGACAAUGUCUAUGAUGAAACUAUACAAAUGUGCACAGAAUCCCCACAAUAUUUCAAGGUAAUUGCGCAAUUUCCAGGCACUGGCUGUGAUGGAGAAUGUACCCGGGUAGCACUUGGACUCAAGUUUAGAGAUCGGUCCGAAGGCAUACUAUUUGGCGAGAGCGUCAAUAUAUUCAAAAGAAGGUAUAAAGAUUGGCAAGGGGACAUGGAAUAUGAGGAGCUCGCUAGAAAGCUGUCAAAACUCAGUCUAGACGACCAAGGAUACGGCGACGACGAUGAUGACGACUUUGGGGAGUAUGUGGGCGCAGAUUCAUAA